This is a messenger RNA of Brassicogethes aeneus, 4849 nucleotides long. Lineage: Eukaryota; Metazoa; Arthropoda; Insecta; Coleoptera; Nitidulidae. The record is from the annotation of a GenBank genome assembly.
GUCAAACUUAGAACCAAAAUUUGUUACGAAGUUUUGUGUUGUCUUCUAACCUGUUUACCUUAAUUUAAUAAUUUCAUUUCAAUAUUAGUGAUGUUUGGUGUUAGUUGUGCUAACAAGAAAUAAAAGUAUCGGGUGCAUUUGUUAAAAUGGCUCCGGUCCCUCUGGAGGGGCUGCAAACCCCGAUAGCGAACGCAAUGGCUCAAACUGGCUUAGGGGGGCCUCAGGAGUCUGGCAACAGGGGCGGAAUGAUUUCAUUGGCGAUGCUGAUAGACUUUAUUGUGCAAAGAACAUACCAUGAACUCACCGUUCUGGCAGAGCUUUUGCCUCGUAAAACGGACAUGGAGAGAAAAAUUGAGAUAUACAACUUCUCGACAAGGACUAGACAGUUGUUUGUUAGGUUACUUGCACUUGUCAAAUGGGCAAAUAGUGCUUCUAAAGUUGAAAAAUCAGCUAGGAUAAUGGGAUUUUUGGACAAACAAUCGUUACUAUUUGUGGAAACAGCUGAUAUGCUGGCUAGAAUGGCUCGUGAGACUCUUGUACAAGCUCGGCUUCCAAAUUUUCAUAUUCCAGCAGCCAUCGAAGUGCUUACAACUGGGACUUACGGUAAAUUACCCUCGUGUAUUAGGGAUAAAAUUGUACCACCAGAUCCCAUUUCAAACAACGAAAAACGUACCACACUUUUGAAGUUAAAUCAGGUUAUACAGCAUCGUUUGGUGACUGGCAAUUUGCCACCUCAGAUGAACAAUUGCAAGAUUGAAAACGGUCGAGUGACAUUCAAAGUCGAGCACGAGUUCGAGGUGUCCCUAACGGUGAUGGGCGACGGUCCCAACAUACCGUGGCGCCUCCUCGAGAUCGACAUCCUCGUCGAGGACAAGGAGACCGGCGACGGCAAACCUCUGGUGCACAGCCUCCAAGUGCAGUACAUCCACCAGCUGGUGCAGACCAGGCUGGUCGACAACGUGGAGCCGCUCUCCGAGGUCUACAGCUGCCUGCACGCUUUCUGUCAGUCGCUGCAGCUGGAGGUUCUGUACUCGCAGACGCUGAGGUUGAUGCGCGACCGCCUCGACGACCACAUCCACGUGGACGAGUACGCGCCCGGAAGGUGUCUCACCGUCUCGUAUUGGAGGGAGUUGACGGUCAAGGGUAAGGAGCUGGCGAGCAAGGACAUGAGAUCCGAGCUGGGCUACCGUUUGACGGUGCAAGUCGAUCAGCACGAGCCGGCCAGGCAGCUGGCCGUGGUGCACAUACCGUCGUUGGGUAACAAGGAGUGCGAAAUUACCGACCGAGCCAUCCGCUCCGAAGUCCUGUCGAUGGAGAGGCUGUUGGUGCACACGAUUUACGUGAGGACCAAGAGCCGCCUCACCGACAUCAAGCUCGAGCUACAGGGAAUGCUGAAAAAUGUCGAAUGUAAUCUGCAGGGCUCCCCAGCUAUUCUAUCAGUGGCAAUUUUGCAACCGUGUCUGCGCGCGGAGCAAGUUUUGAUAACUGUAGACACUCAUACAGGCAUGUUGCAGUGCCACGUGCCGCAAUACGAUUCGCCUCUGAUCCCGGAGCUGAACAACGCCCUCAACGGCGACCAUUCGAAGCUGAUCGGUCUUAUAACCGAGCUGAGGUAUUGGAUCACGCAAAGAAGGUGUGAAAAAACUUUGCAACACUUGCCUGCGACGGCUUUCGAAAAGCUACCUCUGAUGCACCAACCUGAUCAUCCAAUUAAUAAGAUCAGCAGACACAGGAUAUUUGUGCAGCUGCAUAGACACAAUAACGUUGUUUUGAUAAUCGAGUUUAAAGAAAAACCCAACCACCCAUGCGAAAUCGACUGCUCGUUUUACAUGUGCGUAGUGCGACAAAGCAGCAUCGAAGACAAUCCGAACGACGAGUCGAUCGAAACCGAGAUACCGAAAGUUUACCUGAAAGUCCAAACCCUGAUCGAAUUCGACACUUUCGUGGCCACCCACGGCCCGUUCACCAACGUGGACGGCGGGUGCGAUGAUCCGAGCGAACAGAACGGCUUCAAACGGAAGUGCGGCAACAGGGCCGAAUCGGCAACGAGGCGAUCCAAGCAGCCGGCCUAUUUUAUAUCGGAGUUGGCGCAUGUGGUUGCCAUGUGCGACGAACGAUUGCCAUUUGUCAGUCUUGCCAACGAGUUGACAGCGCGAAACGUGUACCACCAAGGCAUGCAGGUGGAAUCCAACGCGACCGGUUUGGUGUUGAAGUUUACGCAGUUGCCCCCUCCAUCGUCCGCGAUCGGCAAAUGUUCCGCAUGGCACGCCCUACUCAAGAGGUUGCUGUCGGCUUCGCUCAGGGUGCUCACCAAGGGAGCUUUGAAGAGUUGGAUGCUGGAAUACGUUUUUUAUUCUACGCCUCUGCCCAGCACACAUCCUAAAGAACAAGGAUCCCGAAGGCCGAUCUACUUCCAAUACGACAUGGCAACGGUGGACAACACCUCGAAAACGGUGGACGCGCUUCUGAAAGACUGGAACCAGAUCGUUCACCUUUACGCGAUCGUGCACGACCUCGGCAACUACCUCAAAGUGGACAAGUACAGCUUCCUGGCCAACAACUUCAGCAUAAAGUCCUACAACUACAGCAAGCUGAUCCUGUCGUACGGGCCGGACAAGGGCGCGAUGGUCUCGCUGGGCUGGAACAACGCGGACGGCGCGUUCCAGAUGGCCUUCGGCGCGGCCAACAACUCGCUGAACGCGCACAGCAUCGUCCAGGAGCAGCUGGAGGCGCACCUGAACGAGACCAGGAACUUGGCGCAGCUCGUGCAGCUGCUGCAAGAGACGUACGAGCCGCUCCUGUCGAUCAGCAAGUUGCCCACGAUCCCGCAGCUGGGCGUGCACAACACGCGUCCGCAAGUGCCGGUGCAGACUUUCACGAUAAUGGCGCAGUCGUGCACUCUGAUCCGCCUCGCCUACCAGGGCAUGUACUGCCUCGAAAUCCGCAUCCUGGGCGCCGGGCUGGUGUCCCUGCGCGACGGCGCCUACAGUCGCUUCGAUCGCAGCAACGUGGUGGACGUGUUCACGCCCACUCAGGGUCUCAAGACGUUCCUGUCCAAGUACGUGGACGAGAGCGCCGUCUUUCGCAGGAGAUCGCAGUCGGAGGACGACAACCCGCCUUCGCCGAUGGAGGUGGACAACAAUUUUUUGAAUCACCUUCGUCCGCCGUCGCCGCGCGACCAGGGCCUGCGCUUCCACCCGCCGCAAACCCCGCCGAGCAUCUCGAACCCCCUCACCCCCGCCAGCCCGCUGACGGCGGCGAUAUCGUCGCAGCCGAGCGCCGCGUCGCAGUCGCAAUCGCAGGGGCUGGGCGGCUUCGGCUCGAGCCCGGCGACCGCGUUCGGCCUCAACUCGCCCACCGCGGGCGGCGGCAACGUGCAGCCCAGCCCGCUGCAUCCGAUGCACCCGAGUCCGGGCGGCUUGGCGGCCAACUCGCCGCUCAACGCGAUGCCCAGUCCGGGGGCGCUGCUGAACAACGCGUCGCCCGGCCCCGCGCCCGCCAACAUGCCCGGACACUCGCCGGUCAGCAGCUACUUACCCUCAGGACAUACAGACGGUAGUCCGUUCCCGUCUUCGAGCAUGGCAUCGCCGGCCGCUUCCAAUUGGCCGGGAUCGCCCGGCUUACCUCGGCCGUCUCCGGCAAGGCCGGGGCAAUCUCCCGGAGGAGGGCCGCCGGUGAUGAACAGUCCCCAGUCGGAACACAACAAAAGUUCGAACGUCGUCCAGGGGCAUUUGGCCAGAGUUUUGCCUCAAAGGUCUUGGGCCGGGGCAGUACCGACAGUUUUGACGCACGAAGCCUUGGAAAGCUUGUGCUGCCCGUCGCAGCAUCCGCAAGGUUUUCCCGGACCGGAGCUGGCACCGCUGGAACGCUUUUUAGGCUGCGUUUACAUGCGCCGGCAGCUUCAAAGGCACAUCAACAACGAAUCCUUCCUGACCGUCAUACCGAACUCGGAACCUGGCGUGAUUCAUUUCAAAGUUGCCGAAACGUUCCAAUGCAGGAUCGGUUUGAACCCGCAGCAUUUGCAAAGUUUGCAUCUGAAGAUUACGCCCAUGGCGGACCACAAAGAUGUCUGGAGCCCAGAAGAAUUACAGAUUUUAGAAAAGUUCUUCGACACCAGGGCGGCCACCCCCCCUUACAAACCGAUGUCCAUGUUCACGUUCUGCAACAUGCUGAACGUGCCGGUCAACGUGCUAAAGGAUUUCGUUCAGAUUAUGCGCCUGGAGCUGAUGAGCGGUCUGGCGCAGCAGCAGGGCAUGAAAUGGUCCGUGCAAUGGAUGCUCAGAAUACCGCCCAGCGCCACGCCCAUAGUUCCCACGGGAAUGACCGGAGUGCUGGCCAUCAGGAACAAGAUCCUCUUCUUCCUGCAAGUGAACCGGAUAGCCAUGCAGUACCCCACCAACGUGGAACCGCCCUCCAUCGUCUUACCUUUCAUUUACGACGUGGGCGCGAACGUGACCUCGCUGGCCGAGAAGCGCGAGAUGGGCUCGGUGCCGGCCCUGCAGGCCGCCAGCCAGAUCCUGAAGAACUUCGGGCACUUCCAGGCCAACAUGGCCGACUGCUCGGUCUUCCCGGCCAUCAGGGAGCUGCUGCUGAACCUGACGCUGCCGCAGGAGCAGCAGCAGCAGCAGCAAUCUCCCGCGCAGCCGCAGCAGAUCAUGUCGCCCGCCAUGCAGAUGGCGCAGCAGGGCGGCGGCGCGCCCCCGCCCCAGGGCUACAUGCCCAUGGGGAUGAUGGGCGGCGGGCCGCAAUGACACGCGAUGCAAUAGCACGUGCUGUUUCCGCAGGACGGUGAGUACUGGUGAUGCACUUUUAUUGAUUUAUUUUUCAUACACCUAAUAAUGCAUUGCAA